AUGCCCGUUGACCUUCUUGCCUUGACAGUGUGUGCUGGAACGGAGAAUAAGCUGAGCUCGCUCUCUGACCUGGAGCAGCAGUACCGAGCCCUGCGCAAAUACUAUGAGAACUGCGAGGUCGUCAUGGGCAACCUGGAGAUAACCAGCAUCGAGCACAACCGGGACCUCUCCUUUUUACGGUCUAUUCGAGAAGUCACAGGCUACGUCUUAGUCGCUCUUAAUCAGUUUCGUUACCUGCCUCUGGAGAAUUUACGCAUUAUUCGUGGGACAAAACUCUAUGAAGAUCGAUAUGCCUUGGCAAUAUUUUUAAACUACAGAAAAGAUGGCAACUUUGGACUCCAAGAGCUCGGACUGAAGAACUUGACAG
This is a messenger RNA of Hipposideros armiger (great roundleaf bat), 367 nucleotides long. Its product is annotated as receptor tyrosine-protein kinase erbB-4-like. Lineage: Eukaryota; Metazoa; Chordata; Mammalia; Chiroptera; Hipposideridae. The annotation marks the transcript as partial. The transcript has 2 exons. The record is from RefSeq and is a predicted model, not a curated record.